This is a messenger RNA of Saccostrea echinata, 843 nucleotides long. RefSeq lists its product as uncharacterized. The record is from RefSeq and is a predicted model, not a curated record. NCBI's taxonomy places the organism in Eukaryota, Metazoa, Mollusca, Bivalvia, Ostreida, Ostreidae. The coding region runs from base 1 to 843 and encodes 280 amino acids. The transcript has 3 exons.
AUGAGUGUAAUGGUGGAGUGUCUUCCAGGUUACUUUGGUGAGAACUGCACUUCAGAAUGUCGCUAUCCUUAUUUCGGACAAAAAUGUCAAGAAGAAUGUAAUUGCUCCAUAUCAGACUGUAACUUUCAAUACGGCUGUUCAAAAGCUACAACAGAGAAACAUUCAUCUUCAACAAAAUUUGAUUUUACCAAAGACUUUGUUUCAAACACAGAAACCAUUAAUCUUACACAUCUAGAGAGUGUGAAAGUUAACAAUUCAGUGUCUGUUCCAUUCAUUCUCAUAGUUUGCGUUGGUUCUCUGUUAUCUGUUAUGAUAAUAGUUGCAAUCAUAAAGAAAAUCGUUGUAUAUUGGUUUUUACUUUUUGCAAAGAAGAAUACUGAUGCUUCCUCCGAUAUAUAUCUUGACAUUGAUGAGAAUUUACAAGUGGAAACCGGAGCUGCAAAUGAGAAACGUCCCAAUGAUCAUAUAACUGUGCGUGUAACUGAAACUCCAACUUCUUCUAAUAAAGAUAUAGAUUCAGAUAAGGAAUCUGCAGGGGAAAAUAUUAAAGAAUGUGUCUACAGCAAAGUUUCAAAAACCAAAAUGUCCGCCACAAAGAGAAGUGAUAACACAAAUACAAAAGAAAAACAUGUGAACAGCUGUAAAACAAUUGAAAAAAUAAGUGACAAACUGGAAAAGGAAUCGUUCGGUGAAAACGGAAGUCAAAAAGGCACUUUACUUAGUGAUCAAAAUAAUGUAAAAGACGAUGAAGGAAAAAGAAUCUUUGAUCAGGGUGCUGAAACAAAUAUUACUGUUGAUUCUUAUAUUUAUGUGAAUAAACAAACUGAAAUAACACAUCUUUAA